GUCGACGUCGACAUUCUGCAGACAAAGAUGGCGGUGCGGAAGAAAGACGGCGGCCCGAACGUAAAAUAUUUCGAAGCGUCUGAUACAGUCUCGCAGUUCGACAAUGUUCGCGUUUGGUUGGGCAAGAAUUAUAAAAAGUACAUCCAGGCGGAGCCCCCCACCAACAAGUCUCUGUCCAGCCUGGUGGUCCAGCUGCUGCAGUUUCAGGAGGAGGUGUUCGGACGACAUGUCAGCAACCCACCUCUCACCAGGUUGCCGAUGAAGAGUUUCCUGGACUUUAAGUCUGGCGGGGCUCUCUGCCACAUUCUGGCUGCAGCCUACAAGUUCAAGAGUGAUCAGGGCUGGCGCAGGUUUGACUUUCAGAAUCCUUCUCGGAUGGACCGCAAUGUAGAGAUGUUCAUGACUAUCGAGAAAUCUCUAGUACAGAACAACUGUCUGAGUCGACCAGUGAUCUACCUGAGCUCUGACAUUGAGGCCAAGCUGCUGGGGAAACUGAAGGACAUCAUCAAGAGGCACCAGGGCUCAGUGACUGAAGACAAGACGUCCAGCUCCCAUGUGGUGGUUCCCAUCCCUGCCAGUCUGGAGGAGGAGGAGUGGGUGCGUCCGGUAAUGAAGAGAGACAAGCAGGUGCUGCUCCACUGGGGAUACUAUCCUGACAGCUAUGACACCUGGAUCUCAGCCAGUGAGGUGGAGGCUGCUGUGGAAGAAGCGCCCAGCCCAGAGAAACCCAGGAAGGUCCAUGCCAAGUGGAUCCUGGACCUGGACCAGUUUAAUGAGUGGAUGAAUGAGGAGGACUAUGAGGUGGGGGAGGGGGGGCCCAAGAGGAAGAGGAUCUCAGCUAAGACCCUGACGGAUGAGGUCACCACCCCAGGGGACGAGCGUCGUGACAAGAAGCCCGGCAGUGCCAAGAAGAGGAAGCGCUCGCCCUCCCCCUCGCCCACCCCACCACCCCAGGAGAGCAAGAAGAAGAACACCAAGAAAGGGUGUGGGCCCACCACCCCGUACACUAAGUCUAAGCGAGGCCAGAGAGAGGAGGAGCCGGAGGAUCUGACUAAAGAUCUGGAUGAACCAUCACCUGUACCUGCAGUGGAGGAGGUCACCCUACCUAAGACAGCCAACACUAAGAAAGACUCUGAGUCAACACCAGUAAAGGGAGGUACCAUGACAGACCUGGAUGAGCAAGAGGAUGAAUCCAUGGAAACUGCAGGAAAGGAGGAGGAGGAGGGCUCUCCGAGUGUGAAGGGAGAGCCGGUGAAAGGGUCGGACCUUCAUGAGGACAACGUGACCGAGCAGACGCACCACAUCAUUAUCCCCAGCUAUGCUGCCUGGUUCGACUACAACAGUGUCCAUGCUAUCGAGCGUAGAGCCCUCCCAGAGUUUUUCAACGGCAAGAACAAAUCCAAAACCCCUGAGAUUUACCUGGCCUAUAGGAACUUCAUGAUUGACACUUACAGGCUGAACCCGCAGGAGUACCUCACCUCUACCGCCUGUCGUAGGAACCUGGCCGGAGACGUGUGCGCCAUCAUGAGGGUGCAUGCGUUCCUGGAGCAGUGGGGUCUGAUCAACUACCAGGUGGACUCCGAGAGCCGGCCCACCCCCAUGGGCCCCCCGCCCACCUCCCACUUCCACGUCCUGGCUGACACCCCUUCCAGCCUGGUGCCCCUGCAGCCCAAGGCCUCCCAGACUCCGGCAGCCCAGCAGAUUCUGUCCUUCCCAGACAAGGUGAAGGAGAAGCAGCCAGCCGACCUGCAGAACUUUGGCCUGAGGACAGACAUGUACAGCAAGAAGACUGGGCCUCCUAAGAGUAAGACUGCUGCCAGCGCCAUGCGAGACUGGACCGAACAGGAGACACUACUGCUGCUAGAGGGUCUAGAGAUGUACAAGGAUGACUGGAACAAGGUGUCGGAGCAUGUGGGCUCACGCACCCAGGACGAGUGUAUCCUGCACUUCCUGCGUCUGCCCAUCGAGGACCCAUACCUGGAGGACACGUCCUCGUCCCUGGGCCCCCUGGCCUACCAGCCCGUCCCCUUCAGCCAGGCAGGCAACCCCGUCAUGAGCACCGUGGCCUUCCUGGCGUCCGUGGUGGACCCCCGCGUGGCCUCCGCAGCCGCCAAGUCUGCCCUGGAGGAGUUUUCCCGUAUGAAGGAGGAGGUCCCAGCAGCACUGGUGGAGGCCCAUGUGAGGAGGGUGGAGGAGGCAGCGCGGACCAGUGGCAGACAGGACCCCCUCUACGGCCUGGAAGGCAGCGGCAUCGCAGGCACCAGCCUGGAGGAGGGAGAAAAACCUGAAGAGAGCAGUGAGGAGAGUAAAAGUGACAGCCAAUCCAGUGAGGAGAAGAGGGAGACCAAGGAGAACAAAGAGGGAGCCAUGGAAGAGGGGGAGAAGCAAGGAGAAAACGGGAAGAAGGAGGAGGAGAGAGGGAGAGAGGGAGAAGGAGAGGGAGAGACUGAGAAGACAGACUCGGAGAUGGGUGAUGGAGAGAAGGAGAAGGAAGGGAAGGAGGGCUCUGAGGAGGGCCAGAGAGAAGGAGAGAGUGAGGGAGAGAGGAAGGCGAAGGUGGAGCGGGAUGUGGGAGAGGGGAACCUGGCUACCGCUGCUGCCUCCGCCCUGGCUGCUGCUGCCGUCAAAGCCAAGCACCUGGCUGCGGUGGAGGAGAGGAAGAUCAAGUCUCUGGUGGCUCUGCUGGUGGAGACUCAGAUGAAGAAGCUGGAGAUCAAACUUAGACACUUUGAAGAGCUGGAGACCAUCAUGGACCGAGAGAGGGAGGCGUUGGAGUACCAGAGGCAGCAGCUGCUGGCAGACCGUCAGUCGUUCCACAUGGAGCAGCUGAAGUAUGCAGAGAUGAGGGCGCGUCAGCAGCACUUCCAACAGAUCCAGCAGCACAGCCAGACUGGAGGCCCACACUCCGCCCCGGCCCCCACUGGCCCUCCACCCCAGGGCCCCUCAGCCACCCAGUCCCAGCCAACCCUCAGUACCCCUGCACCACAGCCAGCUCCCAGCCCAGCACCCCCUACCAGCUCCAUCCCUUCCUCUGUCCAGCCCGCGGAGCCCCAGCCGCCCCCCAGUGGUCCUCACACCUCACCUCCCCGCCCGCCAGGCCAGCCCCCCACGGCCCACUCCAGCACCACCCCAACACUCCACGAGCCUAGUGCCCCUCUACCUGAGGAUACACACCACUCCUCAGCCCCAGUUCCCCCUCCACAGUGAAAAGAAAGAGAGGGAGGGAGAGGAGAGAGGGAAGAAGAGAGCGAGAGAAGGGUCCUGGCAAACUGAAUGACAUUGACCACUUUGUACCUAUGAAUCCUGCCUGUUUCAUCUAAAAAUGAAGAAGUCAAACUGAAGGACAUAUAACAAACUUUGAUCAUGUUUAACAUUUUGAACGAUUUACAUGAGAAAGAAAAGCAAAACAAGAACAUUUCACUGAAGUCUACCUUACCUUACCAGAGUGACUAUAAAGAUCCCCUCAACUAAACCUAUGUGUUACCUUACCAGAGUGACUAUAAAGAUCCCCUCAACUAAACAAGAAAAUACCAAUGAAGAACUUUGUCGGUUUUCAAACUAACAGUCCCCCAGUCAUUUUUCCAGACAUAAGUUGCCUAAUGACUUUCACCUUUCACAUCAGAGCCCAAGGUUAAACCAAGAGAGUAUGGUCAUGUAAAUACACCACUUGACCUGAGGAUAUGAAGAGAACUUAAAGACUUGUCUGAGCAGUCCUUUGACCAGUGGUGCUUUGGUGCUUUCGUUUCCUGUUAUAGUUUACUGAAGUCAGAUGUCCUACCAUGUUCCCAGAGGUACCUACCUACCUAUUCACCCACGGUACCCCUGGUAGGAAUUUAUAAAAGAGAAAAAAAGAUUUGCACUUUGAAAAGAUGUUUCCCCGGUGGCCAUAUCUAGAGACAUGAAGCAUUAUUAAUGGCUCUAUUCAAUCCGCGUCGCAGAAGUUCAGCGUUACGGCGUGAUUGAAAUGUAAAGGCAAUGUUAGCGGAGACUGCAUUCACAGUAAACACUGCAUAUGUCAGCUCAAUCGGAAAUGACCUUUACAUUUCUAUCGCGCAAUCUGUAACACUUCAGCAAUACAGAUUGAAUAGAGCCCUAACUCAAUUGACCUGAAGCACUUAGCUGCUCUCUUGUUUUGAACUUUUACUACGAUGUCAUAGUUUCCAAAUAUGAGAUUCUCAGUCCUAGGUCACCUUAUUUCAUUGGAUUGGCUGCUUGUUGCCCUAUGUGUGUGAAUGUGCUGUUAUAGAGCAUUGGGGUUGGUCUGUUGGUUAGAUGUAUCCUAAACUAAAACAAAGUAUGUGUUAGGGAAAUGAAAAAGGAUGAACGAAUGGUAUUACUCUUUUGUAAUGAUAUGUAUUCCACUUGGAGACCGUCUCAUCUUGCCCUACUGCCAUUUGUUAUUAAGACUAUGUACUGUAAACUGGAUUUUCUGUUACAAAUGUUUCACUCCAAUUGGAACAGAAAAUCCCUCCAUGACUGAGCAUUAGAAACCACUUAAAGUAUUGAUGAAGGGCCACACCCCCAGAGUCAGAGUGCCCUCUAGGACACAAUGUCCUAAAAGGCCUUAUUUGAACUGUAUUUUGAGCUCGAUUCAAUCCAUAUAGCAAAUGUUCAGCGUUACGGUGUGAUUGAAAUGUAAAGGCAAUGUUAGCGGAGACUGCAUUCACAGUAAACACUGCAUAUGUCAGCUCAAUCGGAAAUGACCUUUACAUUUCUAUCGCGCAAUCUGUAACACUUCAGCAAUACAGACUGAAUAGAGCCCUUUGUUUUUUAAGUUUAAGAUCUGAAGCACUUCUGAAACAGUUGCACAUGCUCAGAGCAGAGCAUAAGUCUAGCAGUAACUGCACAAAUAAGAUGGUGUUUGUCAGCAUAUCCAGUAUGGCUAGUCAGUAUCAGUGAAUCAUACCAUUGUAGAGAUUAUACUCUAAAACAAUUACUGGAUAUAGCUCUGGAAGAACCUUAUUGGCAACUUCAAAGAUAACAGGCAUCACCAUCACAACUCUGUUAAUUUUUUUUAUGUUUGCAAUUUUCUCCAUAUGAGUUUGUGGGGUGAAGCCAGAGGUGUGGACAUUUGGAAAUUCACAGAUUUUUAUAGUUUGUUUUGUGUUUUCCAAUGACCUGUCCAACUAGCACGAAGCUGUUAGUGUGAUGGAAGUGGCUUUAAUGUUACAAAAUAACUUUCUAAUUCAAGGAAUCUGAGAAGUCAGUUCAGCUUGCAGAGGAGAAUUGUGUCCUUUAAUAUCUGUAAACAAUAUCUUCUCUAUGUAUCCUAUCUAUUUUUAUAAUAUUUGACUGUCGGGUUUUCCAGUUUUGUUUCUUUGAUAUUAUUGUUUGCAUUUUAUUGCUGUAUUUCAUUAUCUUGUAACCUCUAAUCCCCUCCCUCAUUGUCAUGUGCGUGAUCCUGAUAGGCCUCCAUGACCUUUCAAUCAGUGUGACUGUGAGCAUGGGUGUGUUUCCCCCAGUGUUCCUUCAGUUCAGUUCCAACCAACCCCCUUGUGCCAUUGUUUUGAAUUGUUACAAAGGCUGAGGAAUUGGGAUGCUCAUUGUUCUCAUACAGAAGUACAAAAUGACGACACAGCAACACAUCACACAAACCCACUCCUCUGACAGUGUCGUACAUAUACUUCGAUAAUAAAACUUGUGUCCAGAUAGCCAGUGUUAGAAACUUCACUACAGUCGUGACCAUGGAUGGACUGCUUUGGUCUCUGUUAUUGCAUUGUGUGGAUUUCGUGAUAUGAAAUACAUGUUCAGUUUCUUGUUUCUGUUAGUUUUUCAUGAUUGCUAACGAUAACAAUGAUUGCAUUGAUUAUACAGUAGAAAUGAACCUUUCCUCAGUCAAACUGUUGUCAAAUUAGUGUCAACAGUUGCUCUGCAGUUCGAAUUGAAUUAAAAAAAUAUAUAUAUGCGAAGGUUUUACUUACAAUUUUUUGGGGAAAAUCAAAUAAAUGAAGAUGUGACGUGUA
This is a messenger RNA of Salmo salar (Atlantic salmon), 5963 nucleotides long. NCBI's taxonomy places the organism in Eukaryota, Metazoa, Chordata, Actinopteri, Salmoniformes, Salmonidae. The record is from RefSeq and is a predicted model, not a curated record.